GCGGUGAGCCAGCACGCGGUAGGUACACGCAGCAGCACCAGCAGUGCAACAUCGCUAAAUCGAGUAGUCAUCGCGAUACACCACCAAUUUCGACAGUUAACAAUGCUCCGCCACCUGUACGCAGCAAGACGAUGCCUCGCCACAACAGCCCAAAACCACCAACGCGUCGCCAAACUGAUCGCGAGGACCGGCGCCAUGUCGCGACGAGAAGCCGACGCCGCCUUGGAUGCCGGUCGCAUCACUGUAAACAAUGCGGUCGCGUCGCUGGGCGACAAGGCGCCGCCCGACGCGCGGCUGAAGCUCGACGGCCGCGCUUUGAAGGCUGCACCGACGGCGCCGCGCGUCUGGCUCGCCUACAAGCAUAAAGGCGAGCAGGUGGCAAAAUCAGAGCGGGGCGAGAAGAUCCCGAGCGUGUUCAGCCGCGUGCGCCUCCAGCCGCACGUGUGUGCGGUCGGCCGCCUCGACGUGCAGUCCGAGGGUUUGCUCGUGCUGACGUCGUGCGGCGAACUAGCGCGGGCCAUGGAGCUGCCCUCGAACGAACUGCGGCGGACCUACGAGGUGAUCGUGCACGGCCGCGUCACCGCGUCGAAACUGGCGGCGAUGCGCCGCGGCGUCCGCGUCGCCGGCGUCAAGUACGCGCCGAUGCGCGUUCUGGUGUCGGACGCGCGAGACAAUAGAGCGACGUUGGAACUCCAGUGCCGCGAGGGCAAGAACCGCAUGAUUCGCAGGAUCUGCGACCACCUCCGAUUGCGCGUGUCACGGUUGCGCCGUGUCGCGUUCGGGCCCUUCUCGCUGCGAAAGCACCUGCCCGACCGCUUCGCCGUCGUCGAGGCGCGCAUCCCGGCGUCGCUGCGGCGACUCGUCGACGACGAGAGGUAGAAAUAAUGUGACUGAC
Molecule: messenger RNA, 895 nt
Organism: Pelagomonas calceolata
Lineage: Eukaryota; Pelagophyceae; Pelagomonadales; Pelagomonadaceae
Source: the annotation of a GenBank genome assembly